Molecule: messenger RNA, 1800 nt
Organism: Metarhizium brunneum ARSEF 3297
Lineage: Eukaryota; Fungi; Ascomycota; Sordariomycetes; Hypocreales; Clavicipitaceae
Gene: SID1
Product: L-ornithine N(5)-monooxygenase
Biological process (GO): intracellular iron ion homeostasis
Source: RefSeq, a predicted model, not a curated record
AUGUCACCACACAGCGAGGAAGUUGUGCUCACCAGCAAUGGUGCAGCCGACGUGGCGCUUCAUGGAAAUGCCCUCACGCCGACCAGCAAUGGCAGCAACAGAGCUGCUGAAGCCCCUGCUCCCACUCUUGCUCCUGACGCUCCUACCACUUCUGACGCCCCGCAACCCCUCACCUCCGCGUCGACCGCGACUUUGCCUACCAACAAGCCAAACGCCGAAGGCACAGGCGCCUCAUCGAACCGUGCCAGCACCAAUGGCAAUGGCGUGGCUACGCACCAUGCCAAGGCAAACUCGAAUGGGCAGGCAGUUCAAGAGCCACUCGGCAGCAAUGGUCGCGAAUUUCUCAACGGAGCAGCUCAGAGCUCGCCGUACCUGGUGCCUACGGCCCUCGAUUCCGAGUUUGAUCUUAUUUGCGUCGGCUUCGGUCCCGCCAGCUUGUCCGUUGCGAUAGCUAUGCACGAUGCCAUCGCUGCAGGUAGGAAGCUGUUGCCUGAUGGCUCUUAUCCCAAGGUCCUGUUUAUUGAAAAACAGAACCAGUUUGCCUGGCAUUCGGGCAUGUUGCUUCCUGGUGCAAAGAUGCAGAUUUCCUUUAUCAAGGACUUGGCUACCCUCAGGGACCCGCGGUCCGAGUUCACCUUUCUGAACUAUCUGCACCGCCAGGACCGUCUUGUCGACUUUACCAACCUGAGCACUUUUCUGCCAGCGCGUGUAGAGUACGAGGACUACCUUCGCUGGUGCUCUUCAUUCUUCACACGUCUGGCUCGGUUUGGCCAGCAGGUGGUGUCUGUGUCUCCCAACGACAACUCCAAGGGCCCGGUUCGUUCGUUCACUGUCCAGUCCCGAGAUACAGCUACUGGGCAAGCUCAUACAUACCGGGGCCGGCACGUGCUGGUGGCCGCGGGUGGCCAGCCUUCCAUGCCCAAGAACUUCCCUCUCAAGCACCCCCGUGUUGUUCAUUCUUCACAGUAUGCAAAUGUCAUUGGCGAGUUGAUACCCAAGACUGCCACAUCUUGCCGUGUCGUUGUUGUCGGCGCUGGUCAGAGUGCAGCCGAAAUCUUCAACAAUGUUGCGAGCCGAUUUCCCAACUCCAAGACCUAUCUCGUAAUGAGACCUGAGUUUUUACGUCCAAGUGACGAUUCUCCCUUUGUCAACACCGUCUUCAACCCCGAAUUCGUUGGCUCCCUUUACACCAAGUCUGCCAAGUACCGUAACAAUUUCCUCGCUGAGGCUCGUGCUACCAAUUAUGGCGUAGUGCGCUUGGAACUUAUUGAAGCCCUCUACGAACGAAUGUACGACCAGCGCCGAGAGCUCGGCGCGGACGAAAAGGCUUGGCCACACAGAAUCAUGGGCGGCAAGCAAAUCAUCAGCAUAGAGCCCCAUGGCGAAACCCUUGAGCUCAAGGUUCAAAGUGUUCAAGACGGCGCACUAGACGGUUUCAUCGAUGAUGCUGAUGUGGAGGUUAUCGAGGCCGACCUCGUCAUCGCCGCCACAGGAUAUCAGCGCAACGCCCAUGUUGGUAUGCUCAAGGACGCGUGGAACAUGUUGCCCAAAGCCGCUCCUGGCGGCUUGCAGUUUAGCAAAGGUAUCUCAGGAUGGAACGUGGAGACGGAACAGGGCGAGCGCAAGAUUGCAGUUGGCCGUGACUACAAAGUCAAGUUUGCCCCUGGAACUGUUGCUGAUGAAGCGGGAGUGUGGCUGCAAGGCUGCUGUGAGGGUACACAUGGGUUGAGUGAUACGCUUUUGUCGGUCCUAGCCACAAGAUCUGGAGAAAUCGUCGAUAGCAUCUUCGGAAGCCAGUAG